This is a messenger RNA of Hirsutella rhossiliensis, 486 nucleotides long. RefSeq names its product fungal specific transcription factor domain-containing protein. Lineage: Eukaryota; Fungi; Ascomycota; Sordariomycetes; Hypocreales; Ophiocordycipitaceae. Gene Ontology annotation, molecular function: zinc ion binding; DNA binding. Gene Ontology annotation, biological process: DNA-templated transcription. The coding region runs from base 1 to 486 and encodes 161 amino acids. The transcript is spliced from 2 exons. The record is from RefSeq and is a predicted model, not a curated record.
AUGUUCUGGACUUGGGACAGCACCCUUGCGACGAUAUUGCAUCGCGAGCUGCUUCUGGACACUUUGUAUGCAGAGCGGGAUGCCACUUCAAGCGCGCCGAGGGAAGCUGAGGCACAGUUCUGUUCAGACUUUUUGAUCAACUCAAUGCUAGCAGUCUCUAUGGAUUUUUUUAAGAGUACCGACUUUGACGAGCCUCCAACCCAUCGGGAUUUCGCGGACGAGGCUUUCCGACUCUUUGCGUCGCAAGAUCAUGCAGCGCAAUUACCCUUGCUGCAAGGAAUUGCCAUAAUGUCAAUUUAUGAGCAAGCCUUUGGCGACCCGCUCAGGGGGGUCAGCUUGUUUUUCGACACCCUGUACACUUUACGGUCAACCUCGGAGAUUCUUGAUGUCCCUUUGUCGUACGACAACUACGGAAGUCCGAGAGCAAACAAACUUCAACAAGCAAUUGCCUUCAUUUCCAACGGAUUCCAUUACUUGGACGUGUAA